Molecule: messenger RNA, 1207 nt
Organism: Owenia fusiformis
Lineage: Eukaryota; Metazoa; Annelida; Polychaeta; Sabellida; Oweniidae
Source: the annotation of a GenBank genome assembly
GCGAGGUCACUUUCGGUUUCCCAAAACAAAGUCUUUCUAGAUCUAAUUCAUCACUUUUCAAGAUCUUAAGCUCUGACACCACAAUUGACUUUUCUUUGGAGAUAUAAGAUUGAAUCAACAAUGACGAAUCUGCAAAAUAAAGUGGCAUUUGUGACAGGAUCAACGAGUGGGAUUGGACUAACUAUGGCACGUUCUUUGGCAGCUAAAGGUUGUCACAUUGUCAUCACUGGAUUUGGGGACCAAGAUGAAAUUAAUAAAAUUAAGGAGGAUAUUGUCAGGGAAUUCAAAGUGAAUGUCAACCAUGUAAGUUGUGACUUGCGUAAAGUUGAAGAAAUUGAUUCAAUGUGUGCAGAAAUAGAUAAACUUUAUCCAGAAGGCAUAGAUAUUCUAUGUAACAAUGCAGGUUUCAACCAUGUGCACCCUAUAGAAGGUUAUCCUACUGAAUGGUGGAAUGACAGUGUUGCAGUUAUGCUAACAGCACCCUUUCACCUCAUAAAACAUUUCCUCCCAAAGAUGAGAGCAAAAGGGUGGGGUAGAAUAGUGAACACAGCAUCUCAACACGGCAUGGUCUCUACAGCAGGAAAAGCUGUAUACAGUGCAGUGAAACAUGGAAUUGUAGGACUCACAAAGGGUGUAGCUCUUGACAUUGGAGAUGCCAAUGUGACAAUUAAUUGCAUAUGUCCUGGAUUUGCUUCAUCAAAUAUUACCAAGGCAUGGUUUGAAAGGCUAGGGAAGGAGAGGGGAUGCUCAGCAGAAGAAGCAAAGGCAUCAGUUCUUGAAUCUGUUCCCAAUAAAAAGAUGGUGGAGCUGCAGCAUAUAGCUGACAUGAUGUUGUACCUGUGCUCCGAGUCUGCUGUAUCUAUCACAGGGGCUGCCAUGUUGAUGGAUGGGGGGUAUACAGCACAAUGAUGGAGAUACUGUCGAUCAUAGAGAACUUUUUACCUUUAUGUUAAAAAAAGGUUAAAAAAGAUGGAUAAACAUUGUGUAAAACCUAUGCACAGUGAAACCUGUAAAGUCAAACAUCUCUGUCAGUGGAACACUUCAAAGUCCCAAGAUCAACUGAUUUAAUGUUAAAUGAACCUUUAUUACUGGAAUACCGGCCAAGUGGAACACUUUAGAGGUACCAAAGGUGUUCCACUUAGACAGGUUUUACUGUAUAUGGAACACUCUUAGUAAUGGCCAAAAAGUGUUUCUUGUUGACAGAUGU